AGAAAACAAACCUAACCCCUUUAUUUCCUUUUUCAAAAAACAUACACAAACUAAAACCAAUCACUAACCUCUCUAUAAAAACCACAUCAAAUACAACAAAAACAACUUCAUCAUCAUCACAAUCGAAUUCACUCUCAAAAAACAUGGCAACAACUAAUAACCGUCGCAUUAGAACACCAACCUAUCAAUUCCUUCCUAAUUCAACAAACAACAACGUAUCUGUAACCGUCACUGAGUCAUCACUCUUCGAGUUCGACGAGUCCGAACUUUACAACUCAUCAACGAGUCUGAACGAGUCUGAAUUUCGCAAAACAAUUCACACUUCUCGUUUUCACGCUACAAAAUCUUCUUCCGGUAGAGAUCCGUCGUCGUUACCGAUUAACGUUCCUGAUUGGUCGAAGAUUCUUGGAGAUGAAUACAGACAGAAAUCACAGAAUCGGAAUUACGAAAACGGUUAUGAUGAUGAUGAUGAAGGAUAUGAAGAAAUGAUUCCGCCGCAUGAGUUUCUUGCCAGAAAGAGAAUCGCUUCGUUUUCUGUUCAUGAAGGAGUUGGAAGAACUUUGAAAGGACGCGAUCUUAGUAGAGUGAGAAAUGCGAUUUGGGCUAAAACCGGUUUUCAAGAUUGAACCGGAUAUUGGAUUGGAUUGGAUUGGACUUCAUCAAAUCAUUGAAACUUGUUUUUGUUAUAAUUUCUUUUUGAUUUUGUGGAGUCUAUAUCAUUUUGUUGAUUUUUGAGGAUUUUUGUUUUUCAAUAAAUUUUUCUGUUAUUAUCAAUGUCAUUAUCAUUCUUAUUCAUUUACAUUUACUACUA
Molecule: messenger RNA, 811 nt
Organism: Trifolium pratense (red clover)
Lineage: Eukaryota; Viridiplantae; Streptophyta; Magnoliopsida; Fabales; Fabaceae
Exons: 1
Coding region: 144-626 (160 amino acids)
Source: RefSeq, a predicted model, not a curated record